AUGGAUUAUGUUCACCAAGAAAUUGGUAGAUCUUUAUCAAUUAAACACAUUUCUUGGUCGAAUUCAUGUACUACAUGUGCAGUUCUAGAUAGUUCUUCUAUCAUACACAUACUAAACCAGCGCGGAGAAGAAAUCGAAGAUAAAGUAUUAAAUUUGUUAACAAGCAUAUCAUUCCUUUCCUAUAGCAAUAUCUCAAAUAAGUUAGCGAUUGGUUUUUCGUCGGGAGAUUUGAAAAUAUAUCAUUAUUCUGCACUAUUUCAAGCAAAAUUAGUUCAUUCUGCAGCCAUUUCUGAAAUAAAAUGGUCUCCUAUCAAUGAAAUGUUUUACACAUUUGAUGAUUCUGGUUGUUUUUGCAUUUGGAAUUGUGAAGGAGAAAUUCCAGAAUUAAUUGUACAAAAGAAAUUCAAUAUUUCAAUUACUAACAUUCAAUGGCUUUACUUAGACAAGCCUUCAUUAAUUUUUCUAUCAAAAUACAAAUCUUUGUAUUUAUUUGAAUCAUUAUAUCAAGAACCUGAUGAAAUCUUACAAAUACAAACAGAUUUUGAAACUGUUAAUGUUUUACGUGAUAAUUCAAUCAUAUUUACUACAAAAGAAGGAGAGAUUUUGACCAAAAAAUUUCCAUUUAACAAAAAUAGACUUACUACAUCCAAAAUAGGAGAUGGGCCUGUAUUAGUUACCCAAAUUGAUCUUUCCCACAUUGCAAUACAAACAAAAGGUCAAAUAAUGAUUUAUAAUUUAGAAAAUGAAGAAUCAAAGAUCAUUCGUCUCAAAAAUGAACAAUAUCCUAUAUCUAUAUCAUAUGAUCCUUACACUUAUUCCAUUAUUUCUGUUCUAAAUGACGGAUCUUUGUAUCAGAUAAAAUCAAACUUCAAAGGAUACAUUAAUCAGUCUAGUUGGGCUACUCCUGUUUUAACAGAUAUGAAUAUCAAUGUUAAAUCAGUCCAUUGGUCACAUAAUUAUGAAAAUGCCAUAUUUUUAUGUGAAAACAGACCUUCUCAAUUAAUUUUCAGGGUUUAUUUGUCCAUGGCCCCUCUUUUGAGAACAACUGUAUUCGAAAAUUCGCCAGGAAUUUUAAAUUAUGCGGAUGAAAAGUUUAAUAUCGCAAUUGGAUCGAAGAUUAGUAAGUCAGAUAGCAGUUUAUUAUGUUCUUCACCAGAGAGAUGCGAAAUUUUCAUGGAACAAAACAAUUCUUUCGCAUCAAUUUCGAGAUUUUCAUGUAAAUCGUACUCAGGAAUGGUUGGAGAGGCCAUAUACACUGUAAAUGAGAAGAAUAUCGAGGUGAGAAACCUCCAAGGUGUUGUAAAACAAACAGUUUCGCUUCCUUUAAAUUCAAUAUUAUUUUCUUUGUUUGGGAAGUACUUAACUGUUCUUUUCGAAGACUACACUAUCAAUACAUAUGAUUUAACGCGUAGACAGCCAAAAAAUAUAUUCUCUUCAGCAUUAAAUUUCAAAGAUGAGAAAAAAGACAUUUUAAUCAGGGAAAUGAAAGGAAGCUGUAGUGGAGAAUUCGUUUCUUUUAUUAUUGAUGUAUUCAAAGAUGGAAUUUGGCAAAGAGAUGAAAAUCUUUAUAUUCAUAUUCCUCAAUUAGACAGAACUGUCACUGUAAACUUAUCAGGCAGACUUCCUAUAACAUGUUCAUGGGACGAGGAAGAUCAAAGACUGCUUUGUAUUCAAGCAUCACCGAAAGAUAUCUCUGGACAGCUAAAAAGCGAAGUUAUCAUUCCAAUAUUUAUUAGUAAUAAAGGGGACAUCUUUCUCCAGCAGUCAUUCGAUAUACCAACCCAUUCGUUGUUGAAAUAUCUUAAUAUUCCUUAUGUUUUCCUUUUCGACAACGAUAAAAAACCGUUUUCUCAAAUUUUGCCACAAUUUGAAGGUGUCGAUGAAAUUUCCGAAGACACGAAACGUGCUAUUCUUGACUUUAAUUACAAUUUAUGCACAGGAAGUAUUGACGACGCGUUUGAUUCCAUAAAAUGGACAGAUAACUCAGCAACAUGGCGAUCGCUAGCUCUCAUUGCAUGCCAAUCAGACCGUAUAGACCUUGCAGCCCUUUGUUUGUCAAAGAUCAAAGAUCCUUUUUCGAUAAUAAUUUCAAAAUACAAAACAGACAGAGAUAGAUCAAGUAUUUUAACUGCAAUUGCAUUAAAACUGUAUAACGAAGCAAAAAGCAUUGCAAUCAGCUCGAAAAGAUACGAUAUUUUGUCUGAUAUCGAAUUAAGUUUGGGAAAUUUCGAAGAAUCCAUACGUAAUUCGACUCUUAACGCAAGGAUGGUACUCAAAAGAGUUCACUACGAGGUUGGACGCUACAAUGAAAUCAUUGGAAACUACGAAAAAGCGAUUGAACAUUAUAAUCUCUCACAAACUCUUGAAAACGAGAUUCCAAGACUUGCAAUGAGUUUAGGACCUCAAGUAGUAUUUGAUUUCCUCAAGAAAAACCCUCUAUCAGCUUCAAACAAAAUAAAAUUAUAUUGUGCACGGUAUUUUGAAGCGAUAAAGAACUAUGAAUACGCUCUAGCGAUGUAUCUCGAAGCAAAGAACGACUGUGAGCACAUCAGACUCCUUGUUCUACUCAAAAGAUGGGAAGAUGCGAUGAAAUUUGUAAAAAAUGCACGAAAACCAUCUGAUUUCUGCUGUUUAGCACGAUAUUUGAUAGAUAGAGUUGAACAUAUAGAGCGUAGUGAAACAGAAAACCACGAAAUUGCAGGGGAAUUGAAACAAAAAAUUAUUGAAUUGUUUAAAAACGCGAAACAGUUUGGCCAAGCCAUGAAAUACGCCAUGGAGAAGAUGAUGAUCGAUGAUGUUAUCCAAUUAUCAUUCUCCAGCCCCAAACAAUUAGUUCUUCGCGCUGCAGAAUGGUUUUCGUCAUUAAACAUGACAAAAAAUGCCAUUUUGAUGUAUUCACAUUGCGGGAAUAUCUCCAAAGCCCUUAGUUUAUGCUUCGAACUUAAGCAAUACGAUGCUUUGGAAGAAAUUUCGGAAAAAUUUUCUCCCGAAAUGAAUCCAAAAAUAUUAGUUCAAUGUUCCCAUUAUUUUGCGGAAUCAGACAGAUGGAAUUCAUGCGCCAAAUGUCUUUUAUUCGCCAAGAAAUUUGAUGAUGUCCUAGAUCUCUGCAAAUCCCACCAUAUUUCGCUUGAAGAGAAAGAGAUUUUGUCCCUUAUUGACCAAAACUUGGACGAAAACAUGUAUUUGAAGUUUGCAGAAAUAUGCGAAAUUCAACAACAGAACCAACUCGCUUCUAAGAUAUACAUAAAGAUCAGGAAGUACCCAGAAGCUCUCCAAUGCAUCAUAAAAACAGGCGAUACCGAUAAAGUUAUCAAAAUGUUGAAGAUGAUGAAGAAAAAAGACUGUUACUUGAUUUGCGCGAAUUACUUGCAGACUCUAGACAUCGGAAUCGACUCAAAGGAGUUUCGUACUGUUGAAGAAAUAUACAAGAAAACAAAUAUGGUCCAAAACCUCUUUAAUUUUUAUAAUUUCCAUAUAAACAAUCAAAGAGAAAAUGGAAAUUACGAAAAUGUCUUGGUUUUGCUCAAAAAGAUCUUGGAAAAUUUCCAAAAAUCUGUAAGUGAAGUGAAGUCAAAAAGUGAUAUUGAAAGAUCGAUAAAUGUUAUUGAUUCAUUUUUGAUUGCGAAUAAUCUUUGCAAUGAUCCAGAAACGAGUGCAAAAUCGAUGGGAAUAUGUGUUGAUAUGUUGAAAGAUCCACAAAUUGAAGAAUACGUCAAAACAGAUGAUGUUUACGUUGUUUUGGCGAAAUGCUACAUAACAAAGAAUAAUUUUAAAUCCGCUUUCAAGAUUAUAUCUGAUUUGGAAUCAAAUGGUCUUGAAUUAGAAAAACACUUCGAAAUAGAAGUUAUCAGAAAAGUUUAUGAAGCAAAUGGAAAGAAAUAUGAAUUUAAAGGUGACAAAAAUGACUAUGAUUCUGUAGAAGACAUUGAAGAUAUUUAA
Messenger RNA from Trichomonas vaginalis G3, 3939 nucleotides. Its product is annotated as ift140/172-related cilium protein family. Gene Ontology annotation, molecular function: protein binding. The transcript has a single exon. The record is from RefSeq and is a predicted model, not a curated record. Gene Ontology annotation, cellular component: axoneme; ciliary basal body; intraciliary transport particle A. Bases 1 to 3939 code for a protein of 1312 amino acids. Gene Ontology annotation, biological process: intraciliary retrograde transport. NCBI's taxonomy places the organism in Eukaryota, Parabasalia, Trichomonadida, Trichomonadidae.